This is a messenger RNA of Drosophila biarmipes, 1821 nucleotides long. It is a transcript of the gene mei-S332, whose product is annotated as shugoshin. The transcript has a single exon. NCBI's taxonomy places the organism in Eukaryota, Metazoa, Arthropoda, Insecta, Diptera, Drosophilidae. Gene Ontology annotation, cellular component: nucleus; chromosome, centromeric region. The record is from RefSeq and is a predicted model, not a curated record. Gene Ontology annotation, biological process: meiotic chromosome segregation. Bases 114 to 1535 code for a protein of 473 amino acids.
GGUAUUUCUCUCAGGAGCGAGAAACAUUUGGACACCCCAGCCCUGGCCUAAAAUUCAAAACAUGUUGGCGUCGUCUGUGCGGAUUUCUCGAAAGGAUUUGGAUAACUGAGAUCAUGGCCACCAAAGUAGAGCAGCAGUACAAGCUGCUGAACUCGGAGCUGAUGGAGCAGGUGCAGAAGCAGCGCCUGGAGAUCGGCGAGUACCGGAAGCGGGUGAUAGCGCUGGAGCGCGAAAACAUGGAUCUGCGGGAGGAGCACAUUCUGGAGAAGGAUCGCCAGCGGCUGGAGAACAUCGGCAUCGUGCGGAGCCUGAUGCAGCGCCUGAACGUGAACAGCGAGUGCCUGGAGACAGGGGUGGCCCAGGAGCCGGCUGCCGUGGUCAGCAGACCAACUGGCCCGCGUCGCAGCUCCAGGGAGAUCUGCCAGGACAUUCGCGUCACUUGCGCCUUGGCUCGCAACACCAGAACCACCUCUCCCAGGAGAUCGACCAUUCGCUCAAGUCGCCGUUCCAGCGCAGAGGUGACUCCCGAAGUGGAGGCCACAAAGGUGGCGGAGAAAAGGAGAGCGCUGAACACACCGCCUCCCCGCAGACCCGCGGAGUUGAUGUUCGAUGAGGAAGAGUCGGAGGAGGAAUGUGAAUACGGCGAGGGAGCCAGGACUGACGAAAACCUGGGCACUGACCAGAACCAGGAGAACAAGCUUUUCAGCAUCAUUGAGGAAAACGACAGCGAGACCGAGACCACAGACUCGUCCUCGUCCUGCGAGGCCAUCUACUGCGACACCACCAUAGAAAGCAGUCCCACGAAUGCCCAAACUACCGCCCCUCCCUGUGGGCGAGCUCUGCGGGAAGUGGACGCCAAUGUCCCAGAGGUCGUGUCGCUGAGGCGGGGGAAAGAGCCUGUGAAAUCCAGGCUGGCCUUAGAGGAUUCCAGUCGGACUGUUCCCGACUUCGAAGAGGAUUCCCCCCAAGAGCCGUCUGUACUGCGCUCCAGACGAGCUGCCGCUAGAACCAAACACUCGUCUGUUCCCGACGUUGAAGGGGAGUCUGUGCAUGACCCCGGUAAACAGCGCACUAGAAGAGCUGCUUCUAAGCCUAAAAACUCGUCUGUCCCCAACGUUGAAGUGGACUCCGUACACGAGCCAAGUAUGCAGCGCACCCGACGGUCUGCCACUAGGCUCAAACACUCCUCUGUCCAAGGAGCUGAAGAGGAUUCCGCUAUGGAGCCGAGUAUACAGUACGCCAGACUGGCGGUCACUAGACCCAGUCACUGCUCUGGCAUCUUUCCCGAUGUCAACGGAGCCUCGCCGCGGCGCAGCAUGUUCAAUGGCAUUGGCCAAGUGGCCGGCAGCACCAGCACUCCCAUUGCCCAAAGGCACAGAACUACGGCGCAGAAGAAAUCGGAGCAGAUGGAUACGUCCAGUUCUUGUUUCAGCUCCAUCAGCCGGCCGAGUCGAAGCUGCAGGCCCACCAGUUUGGCGGAGCCCAGUCUGCGGAAGAAGUUGCGCAACGAAUCGAAGGGCGAGGCCAAGAAGUAGACACCACCAUCGGUUCUUAUGCUAGUGUUAUUGUCUCGUAUUUUAAUCCCAUUUUAUACAAUUGCAUACUUUAAAAGCGUGAGAUCACGUUACUUUAAAUCUCGCUAACACAUUAUAUUUAGAACAGAAUAGACUGUUACGCGCUUGUAAAAGCGGUCGAAUUCGCCCCACCCAGAGAUCGGAAGGAAGACUCAUCAUCGUCCAAAGAUGCCAAUAGGAAUUCAUGUUUGUACGGCUUAAUGUUACCCCCUAGAAUUUUUGUGAAUAAAACAACGUCCAAGUUCAA